AUGUUUUAUAAAUUUAAAGAUCCUAAAACUAAUUUGAAAUUUCAAGUUGGUAUGAAACUAGAGGCUAUAGACCCUCUCAAUCUAUCAGCUAUUUGUGUAGCCACUGUUACUAAGGUAUUAAAGAAUAAUUAUAUAAUGAUAGGAAUAGAUGGUUCUGCUGCCCAGAAUGGUUCUGAUUGGUUCUGUUACCAUUCUUCCUCACCCUGUAUCUUUCCUGUGGGGUUCUGUGAAAUCAAUGGUAUCACUCUGACCCCACCCCGGGGAUUUAAAGGAAUAUUUAAAUGGUUUGAAUAUCUCAAACAAACAAAAUCUGUAGCAGCUCCAGUGAAACUCUUUGAUAAGGAAAUCCCGAAACAUGGAUUUAAAGUUGGUCAUAAAAUAGAAGCAGUAGAUCUGAUGGAACCAAGAUUGAUCUGUGUAGGAACUGUGACUAAAGUUGUAGGAAGAUUGCUACGGAUACAUUUUGAUGGUUGGGAGAAUGAAUAUGAUCAGUGGGUAGAUUGUGAGACUCCAGAUCUCUAUCCUGUUGGUUGGUGUGAAAUGAUGGGAUAUACUUUAGAGGGACCAAGGAUGAAAAUGGAAACUCAGUCUAUGAAUAUACCGCUGAGUAAAAAACGUAAAAAUAAAGCUCAGUUAUAUAAAGGACAGAGGAAGAGUAAGUUCAAUGGUUUGUACAGAUUUUUACUAACAUUUUAUCUUUCAAACUUGUUGUUAUUACUCAGAGUUUCACGCUAUAUUAAUUACUAUAUACACCAUCAUCUUUAA
Messenger RNA from Lottia gigantea (owl limpet), 765 nucleotides. RefSeq lists its product as hypothetical. NCBI's taxonomy places the organism in Eukaryota, Metazoa, Mollusca, Gastropoda, Lottiidae. Gene Ontology annotation, cellular component: nucleus. Gene Ontology annotation, biological process: regulation of DNA-templated transcription. Bases 1 to 765 code for a protein of 254 amino acids. The transcript has 4 exons. The record is from RefSeq and is a predicted model, not a curated record.